AUGCAGUCCGCUCUGCAACUCGUCUUGCAACAAGCUGUAAAUCAGUCUAUGCCUCUUAACCAAGCUCUUGCCUUCAAAUUCUUGAGAUACCACUUUCACAUUGAAAUGCGUCUCGCCAUCACUUCCUCUAACACCAGCAUGGCCCGCAUGCUGAUAAGAAACAUCCUCGAUUUCCAACUCGACAGAACUCAACUCUUUUUCCAGAGUCUCCUUUAUCCUCAUCCCCCUAUCACCCAAUACAUUUCUAAUGCCAGAAUGCUCCCUCAAAUCAUUAUCUGUUUCACUAAACUUGACCUCACCAUUUCCAACAUUAUCAUCAGCAUUUGGGACCAAACUCGAAAUCCGUUAUUCCUGGAUGGAGUUAAGCUCUGCUGCAACCCUAAAAGAACAACGAAAUCUGGCGACACCUUCACGAUCUCUUCCACGGGCCGGCCCGAAAGGCCUUGGACUAGCAAAGCGGCCAGCCCCUUAGUGAGAACCGAAUCCGAAUCUGCUUCAAAGAUUACGUUUUUAUCACCAUCCAAAUAUGCCCGGACCCAAACCUGCGAAACACAGCCCUAUAUUCCUAAUCACGUUGGAAUAGUAGACUAUGCGCGUGAAUAUUGCAAUCAUUAA
Striga asiatica is the source of this 615-nucleotide messenger RNA. Lineage: Eukaryota; Viridiplantae; Streptophyta; Magnoliopsida; Lamiales; Orobanchaceae. The record is from the annotation of a GenBank genome assembly.